Messenger RNA from Cynara cardunculus var. scolymus (artichoke), 1138 nucleotides. Its product is annotated as 39S ribosomal protein L46, mitochondrial. The transcript is spliced from 6 exons. The coding region runs from base 128 to 826 and encodes 232 amino acids. The record is from RefSeq and is a predicted model, not a curated record. Gene Ontology annotation, cellular component: mitochondrial large ribosomal subunit. Gene Ontology annotation, molecular function: structural constituent of ribosome. NCBI's taxonomy places the organism in Eukaryota, Viridiplantae, Streptophyta, Magnoliopsida, Asterales, Asteraceae.
ACACACAGACACAGACAGAGAGGUAAACUUGUACGGUCGCUAAAUCAAUCAAUCGGUCUCUGAUAAUUUUUCCACCAGUUUGUGUGAAGAAAGGUGUGAUUCGAGAAGGUUCCUGUAAGAGGAAGAUAUGCAUAGAUCGUGUAGAGGUUUAGCUCGAUUUGUGAUAUCAAAUCGAGGGUUUUGCACAUCAUCAUCAAAAGGUGCUGGUAAUGAUAAGAUUGUAGCAUCUGUGCUCUUCGAGAGACUUCCGGUUGUUAUUCCGAAAAUCGAUCCCGCCGUCUACGUUUUUCAGGAAUUCUCCUUUCGUUGGAGACAGCAGUUUCGUCGGGCAUAUCCUGAAGAGUUCCUUAAAAAGUCGGAUACUAGGGGUAAGGGCGAAUACCAAAUUGAUUUUGUACCAGCUCCUAGGAUCACUGAAGCYGACAAAACAAAUGAUAAAAGGUCAUUGCAAAGAGCUCUUGACAGAAGGCUAUAUCUUCUUCUUUAUGGUGACGCAUAUGGUUCUCCGAAAGGGCAGCCCGUAUGGCACUUCCCUGAAAAAGUUUACAAGUCCGAGGAGACGCUGCGCAAGUGUGCAGAGUCUGCAUUAGAAUCUGUUAUCGGAGACCUAUCUCAUACAUACUUUGUCGGUAACGCUCCAAUGGGCCAUAUCGCAAUGCCGCCUAAGGACAAUCCAUCUUUUACGAGGUUCUUCUUUAAAUCUCAAGUGAUUGCGACAAAUAAGGUUGAUAUCAAAUCGAAGGAUUUUGUUUGGGUGACAAAGGACGAGUUGUUGGAAUAUUUCCCUGACCACAGCGAUUACUUGACGAAAAUGAUCAUAAGCUGAUGCAAAGGGUCCACGAUCCAUUUCAACUCGAGAUUUUUAAACAGUUUAAUAACUUGGUUGUGGUAUUUAUGCUCGGAAUCAAAACAAGGUGAUCCGGUUGUUGAGUUCUGUGAUCGAUUUGGAUGCGAACUUGCAUGGAUUUUGUGGGGUAGGAUAGUUUCUUAUUACAACAUUAGAAAGUUUAAAACGUGGAUUUUAGGUUCGAUGAGAAAAGCGUUGAAACUUAGCAAACGGUACUCUUUGCAACUGUUUUAAGUCGUACAUUUAUGUGAAUUCCGCUUGCCCGAUUCGAUUAAAACCCAUUUAUCACUA